This is a messenger RNA of Cryptomeria japonica (Japanese cedar), 2074 nucleotides long. RefSeq lists its product as uncharacterized. The coding region runs from base 252 to 1592 and encodes 446 amino acids. NCBI's taxonomy places the organism in Eukaryota, Viridiplantae, Streptophyta, Pinopsida, Cupressales, Cupressaceae. The transcript is spliced from 4 exons. Gene Ontology annotation, cellular component: mitochondrion. The record is from RefSeq and is a predicted model, not a curated record.
UAGGGUUUGACAACAAAGUAUGGAUUUUCUUGCGCCAGUCUUUUGACAUUGCCAGACAAGAUGUAUUCUUAGAGAUCUUCUUGAGCUACACAUCUUUCUGCAUCUGCCCCAGUACUGUGGAUGACACCCAAUGAAUGGAAAACACAAUCACAUGGGAUUGAGAAGGCAUUGAAACAGGGAGAGAAAUUCUGAGCCUCUGUUUCAUGUGUACUGAAGUAUAAAGUAGCUAUGGUGAUAGAAUCCUGUGCUUCAUGGAUUUUGAAGAGUUUUCAUCCAAGGUGUCACUUUUCAUUCUUGAGAUGUUUCACUUUCAGGUAGUAAAUCAACGCUCUUUCCAACUUCUGCAAGAAUACUUGAAUGCUGCAAAAGGAUUUAGUAGCCCCGAACAGCAUUCUUAUCAUUUUAUAUUUUAUCUCCAUGGUGACACCACUAGUGAAAAACUUGAGAAAGUUGAGGUUUCACUACCAUGUCCACAGGUUCGGUUUCUUUCCCCAAACAGGGCAACAAUUCUGCCCGCGACGCGUGCAGCUCUUGGAAACCUUCUAUUUGCCUGUGGUUUGUCAAGACAUGUUAAAGGUGGUUUAACUGAUGAGGAAGACAGUCUAAGAAUCUCUGAUCUGUUGCAGCAGGCAUCAGAAAUACAGAGGCAUAAUGAAACAUCUCUUUUGGGCAUGGAGCAGAAGUUGGUGGUUGUGAAAAAUGCGAUGUGCAUAGGACGUGGAGUCAGGGUUUCAUUUUGUUCAGCACUGGCAGGCUUAACUCUAAAGCAACAACUAGCAUUGUUGCAUACAUUAGGUAAAGCCUUUGAUUUAUGCAAAGAGAUAAAAUUGCUAGGACAUUCAGUUUUGAUUGGUGAUCGCUAUGGAGUUGAUAACCUUGGGAAUCUCUGGUUAAAUCAUGAAGACAAUGAAGAGAAGUGGUCUGCAUUUUUGUCUGCUGCUGACCUUGUGACAGCCUUGAAGUAUAAGAGAGAAGCAACAUUAAGACGUGCAAAGGAGCUAAAAGUGGCAAAGUUGAUGGAGAUAGAAAUGAUAUUUACACAUGAUUCCUUGUCAAUUCACCCACGUUACUUACGGUUCCUCAAUGAGAUUGCUGAGAGUGCCUUACAACAUGGAGCUGUGGGUGGGGGCAAAUUUUAUGAGCUACCUGUCAAAGUUAUAGGCAGUCCAAAUGAACUUGGAUGUUAUGAAGGAGAAAAAAAAUGCAGUAUGACAACUUUUGAAGUAGAUGAUACCAUGGGAUUUGUGGCAGUUCCAGUUUGGGAGAAUUUGACAAAUAUGUAUUCUUUUAUAGAGCAACAUGGAGAGAAAGCAUUGGAAUCCAGGCAGAGAUUCAAGCAAUUAGAAGAACGCCUGGAAGAGAUGAAGAAAAAAACAAGGAAGUUGCUUAAACUGAGGCAUCUUACUUUUGACAAAGGUCUCUCUAGGGAUAAAUGUCUAUCUGCAUGCACCAGGCUAUCAAGAAGUGCACGGGAACUCACUCGGUACACUGAAGGGCUUUCAAUAUGUUUAUCACAUGAGAAUCAACUCCCAGAGCCUGGUUCCAAACGUCCAUUGUGUCUAAAAUGGGAUUUUAGCAUUUCUGAGCUUUAACAAAUUAAGAGAGCAGGAAUUUCAUCAUGGAAAUUGUUUAGUGUUUAAUCAUAUGCUUGCAUUCUUUGUUUAUUUCUUCUUGCCAUUAGAUAUUCAAAGAUGUUUAGCCAUUGACAUGCAGAUAUGUAAAAGCAUGCAAUAUUGCUUAUUUAUUAACAUAUAUUAUAAAAUUUAAUUGAUAAUAAGAAAUGUGGCUGACUAGAAUGCAUUCUCCAAGUUGAAGGUAAAGUUCUUAUGUUGCAACCGAAACAUGCAAUAAACAAAUGCUGUAUAGUGGCUAGUCUCCGUCAUUGCAACAUUGUUAAAAAUCAAAAGGAAGGUGAUCAUGCUUCACCUUGAAAUAUACAAACGGAUGUAUUGGAAAAUGGAAGGUGAUCAUGCUUCGCCCCGAACAGAUUCUGUUUUUGCAUCCCUUUGCAAACAUAACCAGACAUGAUACCUUUUAUGAUGUACAGAUGAUAUAAUACAAAAUCAUUUCCAGA